This is a messenger RNA of Rotaria sp. Silwood2, 879 nucleotides long. NCBI's taxonomy places the organism in Eukaryota, Metazoa, Rotifera, Eurotatoria, Philodinida, Philodinidae. The record is from the annotation of a GenBank genome assembly.
AUGGCAACAUCAAGUCGUACUGUCGAAAAAUUUUCAUGUGGAACGUCACGUUUUCUUUUACCCACGGUUCGCCGUCCAUGUUACCGUGAAAUAAUCGAAACGAAUAUUAAAUGUGAUCCAGAAAAUGAAACUUUUUCAAAAUGGACGAAAGAAGAUGGACAAUAUUAUCGUGUGAUUAAUACAGCUCUUCUGAGUGAUGAUUAUGAAAUAUUGAAAAACAAUGUACAAUUUAUCAAUAGUUUACGAAUGGCAAUUCGAAAUAAUAAUGAAAAAGAACCUAUUGAAGUUUAUCGUGGUUUAACUAUAGCAAGUGAACAUGUCAACCAAGAAUAUAAAGUAGGUUUACAAUUUUUAUGGCCAACAUUUACAAGUACAUCACGAAAUAGAGACGUUGCGCAUGGCUUCGGUAAUUAUAUAUUUGAAAUCGAUGCAUCAGCAGAUGAUUCGACGUAUCGCACUGAUAUUUCGAAAUAUUCUGACUAUCCAGAAGAACAAGAAGUUCUAUUUUAUCCAUAUAGUGGAUAUCUUGUUAAGAAUAUUAUGUAUGAUGGAAAAAUAAUUCAAUUAAAAUGUAUAGAUAGAUUGCAAGUUGAAUCAAGCUCUGCAAAACAAAUUUCAGAUGUCGUUAAAAUUUUUGAUUCAUCCAGAAAAAUAUUUGCUUAUUUUAAUAAAAAUAAUAACAGUGUUCAUUGGUGUUAUGCUGACAAACCAAAUAAAAAGUUUCUCAUUGCUGCUAACGGGAAUGGUUAUUGGGAUGCACCUUAUCGUUAUCAUCAUCGUAACGGAUAUUUUAUAGAUAAAGGACAUAAUAUAUGGGAAGAAUACCAGAAUGACAAACUUUAUUCGACAUUUACUAGAGUUGAAUCCGAUAAUAAUUAA